GAAAAAUUUAGUACUGAUAGUUACAUUAUCGAGCAGCAUCGAAUCAAAAUGGCUAAAAUCAUCCUCUUCUUCUGCGCUAUUAUUUUGGCUUCAGCUGUAGCUUCACCUAGUAAAGCAGCAGCUGAUGACUCCCUAAUUGACAUCAUCAAAAAGAUCGUCCAUAAGAUUGAAGACAUCAUUGAUAAAAUUUACGAAAAAGCUCCAGGCAUCAUCGAUGGAUUCGCCGACAACUAUGACGACAACCUAAAAAAAGCGCUAGACUUUUUGGAAAAAAUCGCUCUUCAAGGUAUAAGAGCAUUUAAACCUCUCAUUGACAGAAUUGCUGAAGGUAGCAAUGAUGCUGGAAAAAAACUAGUUUCUUGUAUUGAAAGCCAUGACACUGAAAUCGUAGACAUUCGCAUCCAAGUUCUAGAUGGAGUAGGUAAAUGUAUCAUGAAUGACCUCGUCACUUUGGUUAAAACUCUUUCACCUAUCCUUAAAGAUCUAUCUGGUAUUCACGAAAAGGCCAAAGAAGCAGCCAAUGAAAUUGACGAAUGCCAAGGAAAUGAUGCCCAAACUCUACUCUGUGUUGUUCAAGUGAGUAGACUGUUUAUUUUUAGUUAUAACAUGACUGUAUUAAAUAACACCAAAAUAUUAAACGCAAUGUACUUCUACCAACAAAUCAGAUUAAACUAAAAUUUAUUUUGCAGGUUGCCUCUGAUCUACUCAAAGUUUUAACCGAGAUUCCUGAUGCUGUGAAAGGCGAUAUUAAACCCGUCUAUGAGGCUGCUAUUGCUAUAGCUAAGGAUGGAUUAAAAUGUGAUGAAGACCAAAUUGAACCCUUCUUUGCCAAUGCUGGAAAACUUUUGGGAGAAGUUGCUAGCUGUGCCGCUGCCUAAUUUAUUAAUUUUUUUAAUAUUUAUUAAUAAAACUGUUUAAUAAACCUAGUU
Molecule: messenger RNA, 929 nt
Organism: Diabrotica balteata
Lineage: Eukaryota; Metazoa; Arthropoda; Insecta; Coleoptera; Chrysomelidae
Source: the annotation of a GenBank genome assembly